This is a messenger RNA of Cooperia oncophora, 660 nucleotides long. The record is from the annotation of a GenBank genome assembly. Lineage: Eukaryota; Metazoa; Nematoda; Chromadorea; Rhabditida; Trichostrongylidae.
AUGCCGUCCGAUGAUGACUUCUGUUCACCGAAGCCUCCGAUUCCGUUUCUGGCCGCUCCACGGCGACCUGAGAAGAAAGGUGAUGUCCAAUCGAUUCCUAUCGUUUCUGUCGCGGGUUCGAGUCUUUACUCUGAAUUUUGUGGUGGGAAAGAUGAAAAUGCAUCAGGAUCAGAUAACCAAUUAAGCGACACCUGUGCUAUUUGUUCUAAGAAUCUUUCACAUUUGAAUGACAUCAGAAAAGUUGCUCAUGUGAAUAAAUGUUUGGACGCUCAAGAAUCAUCGUCAAAUCAUGUGAAAGCCAAAGAAAAAUGGAGCAAUACCAUAGAUUGUCCUAUGUGUGGAGAACCACAACCUCCCGGGCCUCAUCGAGCAGCCCACGCGAAGCGAUGUGGUAAAACCUACAACAUAGCACCGAAGGAGUUGCUCAAGCUGAUGGAGACACAGCGCCGUGUUUCUGACGUCAAAAAGCAGCAUAGUAUGAUACAUACCAAAGCACCUAUUCCUCAAAAGAAGGAGGUCCAACCACUGAAGUUAGAAGGCGAACCAAAGUCGUUGCUCGAUGAACAUCUUCAACUCGCCAAAGCGCUCUCGGUCAGUAUGGACUCACAAGCAACCCAGGAUACUUCACCGCAAUUCACAAGGUAUGUGAUUCGCUAUUAA